Molecule: messenger RNA, 991 nt
Organism: Doryrhamphus excisus (bluestripe pipefish)
Lineage: Eukaryota; Metazoa; Chordata; Actinopteri; Syngnathiformes; Syngnathidae
Product: olfactory receptor 52E8-like
Biological process (GO): G protein-coupled receptor signaling pathway; detection of chemical stimulus involved in sensory perception of smell
Cellular component (GO): membrane
Molecular function (GO): olfactory receptor activity; G protein-coupled receptor activity; odorant binding
Source: RefSeq, a predicted model, not a curated record
AUGGAGAGCCUGCACAACGUAUCUUCUGCUGUAACGUUGGAGAGCUUCAACAUACCGCCCCAGGGCGUCAUACCCGCCUUCCUCUUCGCCAGCCUCAGCUACAUGAUCAUCCUCCUCUGCAACCUCAUCCUCAUCUUCACCAUCGUCCUGAGCAAAAACCUGCACCAGGCCAAGAACCUUCUCCUGCUCAACAUGCCCAUCAACGACCUGAUUGGCUCGUCGGCCUUCUUCCUGCAACUCAUCAAAGAGAUCCUGACCGACAGCAGGAGCAUCCAAUACUCGCCGUGCGUCACGCAGGCUUUCUUCAUCCACGUCUACGCCGCCGCCACCGUGCUCAUCCUCGCCGCCAUGGCGUACGACCGCUACGUCGCCAUAUGUUUGCCUCUGAAAUACAACGCCAUCAUGACGCACGCGCACAUUACGAGAAUAAUCGCCGCCGUCUGGGUGACUUGUCUGCUGAUGAUGGCGGCGAUCUUCUACUUGCUGCUUCGUUUGCCUCGUUGCCGCUCCAAGAUCUCGCAACUGUACUGCGACAACCCCAGCCUCCUGAGUCUCGUCUGCGCCAGCACGGCCGUUAAUAACAUUUUCGGGCUCUGCACGGUGGCGUUCACUCAGUUGUUCGUCAACGGUAUGAUUUUAUACACGUAUCUCCACAUCCUGGUGGCGUGUUUCCGGUCCAAGCGCUCGGACACGAAAGCCAAAGCUCUGCAGACGUGCGCCACGCAUUUGUUUGUCUUUCUGCUGCUGGAGUGUCUCGGACUUUUCACUAUCAUCUCGUACCGAGUGAAGGAGAUGACGCCGAAUUUGCGGAGAUUCAUGGGGUCUUUGACUUUGAUUUUCCCGCCAACGCUCAACCCCAUCGUUUACGGACUGAAAACUCGAGAGAUCCGUGAAAAUGUCGUGCGUUUUUUUAGAACAGUCACCUCAUCCCGGUGCAGGAAUAGGAUGUUACAUCCCUCAUGUUGAACCCUGAACGCAUCACUUAAAUGUA